ACCGGCUGCAGCCGCAGUGGUGGUGGCCACCCACCCUCUGCCACCUGCAUGGGGCUCGGGACUGCAGUGGCUGCAUUGCCCUGCCACCCGACACUCCCAGGGACUCAGCUCAGCUUGGCGCUAGCCCGGGCACAACGCGCCCUCGGCGCUGCGACUUGGUCCUCUGCGAGCGCCACCCCAUGCUUUGUCUGUGUCCGCUCGGUGGAGACUGAGCAGGCGGGAAACCUGGACUCAACGCGAGCCCCUGGAACUGCCUUUCUCCAGGUCUUCCUCCCCAACCCUUACUAGAAACGGGAAGAAACUUAAGUGCGCGAGGCAGACAGGGGAUGCCCCAUUUUGAUGACCCGCGCCCUCACCCCUCGGCGAUAGUAAAGACACUCCCGCAGGAAGCUGCCUGCCUGUAUGAAUCGGCGGCGUGGGAGAUUUUGCUUUUACAGGAAAGUUAGCUUUGACACCAGACUAGCGGGUGCAAAGGACAGAAAGGAGACCCUUUAUUCCCUUGCUCAGGGCUCUUGGAGUCCAUGGGCAAAGCGACCUGCGGGUGCUGGUUCCGCACCUGCGGAGGACAAGAGCCAGUACCUAAAGAACAGCAGAGGACCGUGGCGACACGACCACUGGAACGCGGGAUAGGAGUGCGGAGGGAAGGCCGGGGCUCCUGCUGCCCGCGGUAGUCCUCUGCCUAGCUGGUCAGAGCGUGCGGCUGCCUUCAAGACACCGGCGUCCUGGGCAUUAGGUUUCCGCCACCACCCGCUCCGCACCCGGUUCCGGGGGUGUGGCUUCACGAGGGGGCGGGUUUAAGUGGCCGCGGGUGUCUGACCGCUCUGACAGGUUCCCAAAUUCCUCGCAGUCGCCGGAUGCCCGCAGCGCUUUUUAGAGCACCAGGGUGGCACGCCUCGGGGCUUCGCUGGCUCCUCCAGAGACAUCUCUGUCGCCUCGGCCUCCCUUCUCGUCCAAAACCUUAUAUUCGCCUCACCGCCAAGCUUGGGUUCUCAGCCGCAGGGAUCCGAACCAGUGGCUUCCCUUCGCUCUCAGAUCUGUUAGCUUUGGCGCCCUCCCCGCUUUCCUUCCCUCUCCUCUUGCUCCACCUAGCUGCGGGCCAAAUGGACUCGGAAGAGCGAAGUGAAGGGCCUGGGAACCGUGUGCUGCGACACCUCAGAAGCGCAACUGGAAGCGUUAACCUCGUCUUCUAGGCAAGGCCGGGACCCUGGGGCCAGUGUCCCUUCACUCCCUCCCUGAGGGAUGCUUCUGCCCAGAGCCAGAGCCGCUGCGCUGUCAGUCCUCGCCCUGGACCCAGAACCGAGCUUGGGGGAUACUCAGCACAACCUUCCUCCAAAUUAACUGUUUGGUGACUUGUUAGCGCUGAGACUACCACCUCUGAAGGCGCUCUGCCACCUCACAGUCCAACCUCCCCUCCCGCCCCGCAUUCUCUCCCAUGUUGCCCCCGCCCCCAGCUCCGCCCCGGCUCCCCAUCCCGGCCGCAAUGGAGUUCUCCCGAGGGCGAUGAAUCCAGCCACAGCUGCUAACUUCGCACCCAUCGCUGCCGCAGGUCAACCCUGGCCAGCCCCCCUGCAGCUGCCGACCGGUAGGUGUCCGGAGCCCAGUGCCGCAGCCAGGACCCCCCAGACGCGCAGCAAAGGCACGGUGCCUCUUGGAGAGCAAAGGCUGCGCCAAGACGCCGAGCCUAGAACCAACCAAGAAGCCUGAGUCCGGGAAGAGGGCUGCGCUACUCACAGCUCCGCGGCUUCUGCGGACAGAUAGCCGCCGCCACCGACCGCGGCGUACUCAAGCUGUGCGGGCCGGCGGGAGCGCAGCGGGCAAGGACGUGGGGGUCUGCUUCCAUCUUCCUGGCGCCUUUUGCCCCUGGGCACAGUAUGACCUGACCUGCGGAGUCGCCCUGCCCAGGGUUCCUGAAACAGGGCAGCCCAGAAUUGAAGGACUUGGUGCAAGCUCCAACCAGGUUGUCUUCCAGUCUUUAGGAAUUCCUCCUUCAACUGCCUCCGCCAGGUUCUACGCCUCCCUCCCUGCGGCCCAGCGCCAUGGAGCUCUCGGAUGUGCGCUGCCUUAGUGGUAGCGAGGAACUCUACACCAUCCACCCGACGCCCCCGGCCGGUGACGGCGGGAGCGGCUCCCGGCCGCAGCGGCUGCUGUGGCAGACGGCGGUGCGGCACAUCACCGAGCAGCGCUUCAUUCACGGGCACCCGGGAGGCAGCGGCAGCGGGAGCGGAGGCUCGGGCAAAGCCUCCAACCCCGCGGGCAGCGGCCCCAACCACCAUGCGCCGCAGCUGUCCGGUGACUCUGCGUUGCCCCUCUACUCUCUGGGCCCGGGGGAGCGAGCGCACAGCACCGGCGGCACCAAAGUCUUCCCAGAACGAAGUGGGAGCGGCAGUGCCAGCGGCAGCGGCGGCGGGGGCGACCUGGGCUUUCUGCACCUUGACUGCGCCCCGAGCAACUCGGAUUUCUUCCUCAAUGGGGGCUAUAGCUACCGAGGGGUCAUUUUCCCCACUCUGCGCAACUCCUUCAAGUCUCGGGAUCUGGAGCGCCUCUACCAGCGGUAUUUCCUGGGCCAGAGGCGCAAAUCGGAGGUGGUGAUGAACGUGCUGGAUGUCCUGACUAAACUCACCCUUUUAGUCCUGCACUUGAGCCUGGCCUCGGCCCCCAUGGACCCCCUCAAGGGCAUCCUGCUGGGCUUCUUCACGGGCAUUGAGGUGGUGAUCUGCGCCCUGGUGGUGGUCAGGAAGGACACCACCUCACACACAUACCUUCAGUACAGCGGUGUGGUCACCUGGGUGGCCAUGACCACCCAGAUCCUGGCAGCAGGCCUCGGCUAUGGGCUCCUGGGCGACGGCAUAGGCUACGUCCUCUUCACACUCUUUGCCACCUACAGCAUGCUGCCUCUGCCGCUCACCUGGGCCAUCAUGGCGGGCCUGGGCACCUCGCUGCUGCAGGUCAUCCUCCAGGUGGUUAUCCCCCGGUUAGCUGUCAUUUCCAUCAACCAGGUUGUGGCCCAGGCAGUGUUAUUCAUGUGCAUGAACACAGCUGGAAUCUUCAUCAGUUACCUGUCAGACCGGGCCCAGCGCCAAGCCUUCCUGGAGACGCGGAGGUGUGUGGAGGCCAGGCUGCGCCUGGAGACAGAGAACCAAAGACAGGAGCGGCUUGUGCUCUCUGUGCUCCCCCGGUUUGUGGUCCUGGAAAUGAUCAACGACAUGACCAACGUGGAAGACGAGCACCUGCAGCACCAAUUCCAUCGCAUCUACAUCCAUCGCUACGAGAAUGUCAGUAUUCUUUUUGCAGAUGUUAAAGGAUUUACCAACCUCUCUACAACCUUGUCCGCUCAGGAGCUGGUCAGGAUGCUCAACGAGCUCUUUGCCAGAUUUGAUCGACUGGCCCAUGAGCAUCACUGCCUUCGUAUUAAAAUCCUGGGGGACUGCUACUACUGUGUUUCUGGACUCCCUGAACCCCGCCAGGAUCAUGCCCACUGCUGUGUUGAAAUGGGCCUCAGCAUGAUCAAAACCAUCAGGUAUGUGCGGUCAAGGACAAAGCACGACGUUGACAUGCGGAUUGGAAUCCACUCGGGCUCGGUGCUAUGUGGAGUGUUGGGACUGAGGAAGUGGCAGUUUGAUGUCUGGUCUUGGGAUGUGGACAUUGCAAACAAACUGGAAUCUGGAGGAAUCCCCGGGAGGAUUCACAUUUCCAAAGCCACACUGGACUGCCUCAACGGUGACUAUAAUGUGGAAGAGGGUCACGGUAAAGAGAGGAACGAAUUCUUAAGGAAGCAUAAUAUAGAAACCUAUUUAAUUAAGCAGCCUGAGGACAGUCUGCUGUCCUUGCCUGAAGAUAUAAUCAAGGAGUCUGUGAGCCCCUCAGACCGAAGAAACAGCGGGGCAACAUUCACAGAAGGAUCCUGGAGCCCCGAGCUGCCUUUUGAUAACAUCGUGGGGAAGCAGAAUACUCUGGCUGCCCUAACAAGAAAUUCAAUAAAUCUGCUUCCAAACCAUCUUGCACAAGCUUUGCAUGUCCAGUCUGGGCCUGAGGAAAUUAACAAGAGAAUAGAACAUACCAUCGACUUGCGGAGUGGUGAUAAAUUGAGAAGAGAGCAUAUCAAGCCUUUCUCACUGAUGUUUAAAGACUCCAGCCUGGAGCACAAGUAUUCUCAAAUGAGGGAUGAAGUAUUCAAGUCAAACUUGGUGUGUGCGUUUAUUGUUCUCCUGUUUAUCACGGCAAUACAAAGUUUGCUUCCUUCUUCAAGAGUGAUGCCAAUGACCAUCCAGUUCUCCAUUCUGAUUAUGCUGCACUCGGCUCUGGUCCUCAUCACCACAGCAGAGGAUUAUAAGUGUUUGCCCCUCAUCCUCCGGAAAACUUGCUGUUGGAUUAAUGAGACCUAUUUGGCCCGGAACGUCAUCAUCUUUGCAUCCAUCCUGAUUAAUUUCCUGGGUGCCGUCCUAAAUAUCCUGUGGUGUGAUUUUGACAAGUCGAUCCCCUUGAAGAACCUGACUUUCAAUUCCUCAGCUGUGUUUACAGAUAUCUGCUCCUACCCAGAGUACUUCGUCUUCACGGGGGUGCUGGCCAUGGUGACCUGUGCAGUGUUCCUCCGACUCAACUCCGUCCUGAAGCUGGCUGUGCUGCUGAUUAUGAUUGCCAUCUAUGCCCUGCUGACCGAGACCGUCUAUGCAGGUCUCUUCCUGCGUUAUGAUAACCUGAACCACAGUGGAGAAGAUUUCCUGGGGACCAAGGAGGCAUCACUGCUGCUGAUGGCCAUGUUCCUCCUUGCCGUAUUCUACCACGGACAGCAGCUGGAGUACACAGCCCGCCUGGACUUCCUCUGGCGAGUACAAGCCAAAGAAGAGAUCAAUGAGAUGAAGGAGCUGAGGGAACACAAUGAGAACAUGCUCCGGAAUAUCCUGCCCAGUCACGUGGCCCGUCAUUUCCUGGAGAAAGAUCGAGACAAUGAGGAGCUGUAUUCUCAAUCCUAUGAUGCCGUUGGGGUGAUGUUUGCCUCCAUCCCAGGAUUUGCAGACUUUUACUCUCAGACUGAAAUGAACAACCAGGGAGUGGAGUGCCUGCGCCUGCUGAAUGAGAUCAUUGCUGACUUCGAUGAGUUGCUCAGCGAGGACCGGUUUCAGGACAUUGAAAAGAUUAAGACCAUUGGCAGCACCUAUAUGGCUGUGUCAGGCCUGUCACCUGAAAAACAGCAAUGUGAAGACAAAUGGGAGCAUUUGUGCGCCCUGGCCGAUUUCUCUCUCGCCCUGACUGAAAGCAUCCAGGAGAUCAACAAGCACUCGUUCAACAACUUCGAACUCCGGAUUGGCAUCAGCCAUGGCUCAGUGGUAGCUGGCGUCAUCGGCGCUAAGAAACCACAGUAUGACAUUUGGGGCAAAACCGUGAACCUGGCCAGCCGAAUGGACAGCACAGGGGUCAGUGGCCGGAUCCAAGUCCCAGAGGAGACCUAUCUCAUCCUGAAGGACCAGGGCUUUGCCUUUGACUACCGAGGGGAGAUCUACGUGAAGGGCAUCAGUGAACAGGAAGGAAAAAUCAAAACGUACUUUCUCCUGGGAAGAGUCCAACCCAACCCAUUCAUCCUGCCCCCGAGGAGACUGCCUGGGCAGUACUCUCUGGCCGCAGUCGUCCUGGGCCUUGUCCAGUCUCUCAACAGGCAAAGGCAGAAGCAGCUCCUCAACGAGAACAACAGCACGGGGAUCAUCAAAAGUCAUUACAGCCGGCGGACUUUGCUGACGCCCAGCGGGACGGAGCCCGGAGCCCCCGCCGAAGGCACCGACAAAUCCGACUUGCCAUAAGAAGCAUUUUCUUUGUGUUCCUUUUUUUUGUAUUUCUUUUAUAUAUAAAACAAAUAUACUAAUAAAAAGGUUUAAUUUUUUUUAGAACAA
Molecule: messenger RNA, 5882 nt
Organism: Otolemur garnettii (small-eared galago)
Lineage: Eukaryota; Metazoa; Chordata; Mammalia; Primates; Galagidae
Gene: ADCY8
Product: adenylate cyclase 8
Exons: 18
Coding region: 2037-5792 (1251 amino acids)
Biological process (GO): intracellular signal transduction; cAMP biosynthetic process; adenylate cyclase-activating G protein-coupled receptor signaling pathway
Cellular component (GO): plasma membrane
Molecular function (GO): adenylate cyclase activity
Source: RefSeq, a predicted model, not a curated record